UUCGCUCUCUCCAGCGCACUUGGCGAGCUGGGGAGGUGAGAGGGAUCCUGCGAGCGGGCGCGGGGCGGCUGGUCCGAAGCCGCCGGCGGAGGAGAAGCGCGGACAGACCGACUCUCCCCUGCUCUCCGGCCCCCGCUUCUCCCCGUAGCGGGCCGGACCUGCACCCAGCGCUUGCCCCCGCUCAUCCUCCCCCCCGCCCGGCCAGGCGCGCUCCUCCCCGGCCGGCCCCUCGGCGCGCGGCGCGCUGGAGGCGAACGCGGGCUGAGCCGCGCGCAGUGGCCGCCGACCACCGAGCGCCCCGCGCCGCUCCCUGCAUGUGCGGCCCGCGGCGGCUCGCAGCCCCCGGCAGCAGCCUCGGCAGCUUCGGCCGCGCCUCGAGAGGCGGCUGCAGCGGCUCCAGCGGCGGCCGAGCGGCCGAGCCCGGGCUGGGAGACACGAUGCGCCGCGUCCUCCGGCUGCUCCUCGGCUGCUUCCUCACCGAGCUGUGCGCCCGCGUGUGCCGGGCGCAGGAGCGAGCGGGGCACGGGCAGCUGGCGCAGCUGGGCGGCGUGGUAGUGCUGGCGGGGGGCAACCGCUCCGGGGGCGCCUCCGGAGAGGCCGGUGAGGGCGCGGGGGUCUCGGACGCGCCCCCUACCCGGGCGCCCACGCCGGACUUCUGCAGGGGCUACUUCGAUGUCAUGGGCCAGUGGGACCCGCCGUUCAACUGCAGCUCGGGCGACUUCAUCUUCUGCUGCGGGACUUGUGGCUUCCGGUUCUGCUGCACGUUUAAGAAGCGGCGAUUAAACCAGAGCACCUGCACCAACUACGACACUCCGCUCUGGCUCAACACCGGCAAGCCCCCCGCGCGCAAGGACGACCCCCUGCACGACCCCACCAAGGACAAGACCAACCUGAUCGUUUACAUCAUCUGCGGGGUGGUGGCCGUCAUGGUGCUCGUAGGCAUCUUCACCAAGCUGGGGCUGGAGAAAGCGCACCGGCCCCAAAGGGAGCACAUGUCCAGGGCCCUUGCAGAUGUCAUGCGGCCCCAGGGCCACUGCAACACUGACCACAUGGAGAGGGACCUCAACAUUGUGGUUCAUGUCCAGCAUUAUGAAAACAUGGAUACCAGAACCCCCAUAAAUAAUCUUCACACAACCCAGAUGAACAAUGCAGUGCCCACCUCGCCUUUGCUCCAGCAGAUGGGCCAUCCCCAUUCGUACCCCAGCCUGGGCCAGAUCUCCAACCCCUACGAGCAGCAGCCACCGGGCAAAGAGCUCAACAAGUAUGCCUCCUUGAAGGCAGUUGGAAGUUCUGAUGGUGACUGGGCAGUGGCGACACUUAAGUCACCAAAAGCCGACAAGGUCAAUGAUGACUUCUCCUCCAAGCGACGGCACCUGGCCGAGCUGGCCGCCAAGGGGAACCUCCCUCUGCACCCCGUAAGAGUAGAUGAUGAGCCACGGGCCUUCAGCCCUGAGCACGGCCCUGCCAAGCAGAAUGGACAGAAGUCCCGCACCAACAAGAUGCCCCCACAUCCCCUGGCCUACAACUCCACCACCAACUUCAAGGGCUGGGACCCCAACGAGCAUUCCCUCCGGAGGCAGGCUUACGGUAACAAGGGCAAGCUUGGCGCCGCCGAUUCGGGCUCCAGCGACCCCUUGGGGACUCGCACCCAGCACUACCCACCCCCACAGCCAUACUUCAUCACCAACAGCAAAACAGAAGUGACUGUCUGAGCUUUCACUACAGGGAGCAUCCUGGAGACCAUACUCAACUGAGAGAGGCAAAAAAUACCCCCGGCCUACACCCUCCCUGUCCCCCCCGACCCGCUCUCCCACACCCCGACUCCCCACACCAACCAACAACAAACCUGCUGGUGACGUGAAAUCACGCUUUUCUUGGGUCAUGCCUAACACGUGUCAGCGUGCAGCUGAGCAAGAUGGAAGCAGGGGUGUUCAGCAAUACAGCAAAGGGGAAACUGAGGCACGGCUCUUUCGACUUCAGGCCCGAGGUGGCCAACUCACAUGCGCACGUUGUGGGGCUAAUUUUUUUUCUUUUCCUCCUGACUUAAAACUGAAAUCCAUGACAAAAGAAAUUGAAAGUAGCACAACUUAGAGAAAUUGCCCAUUUGAGCACAUCCGCCAUUUACCAUGUGCUGUCCGUUCUGGGAUGAAAGAGCCAGGUUGGGGCAGGGGGAGCCCGAGAGUGGACAUGAGAGGAGAGUGUGUUUAAGAGGAGGACUCACUGGGGAGGAAGCCGUGUACAUCAUAAGUGUUUUCUAAUCCCAAGAAGUAGUGACAUGGACACACAGUUUUGACAAGCGUGAGACAGUAACUGGACCCCAACCGUUCUACUUAUAGUACUUUUCAUAUCGUCCAUGUUGGAAGCAAAAAAAAAAAAA
This is a messenger RNA of Lontra canadensis (Northern American river otter), 2377 nucleotides long. RefSeq names its product shisa family member 9 (gene SHISA9). Bases 315 to 1712 code for a protein of 465 amino acids. The transcript is spliced from 5 exons. NCBI's taxonomy places the organism in Eukaryota, Metazoa, Chordata, Mammalia, Carnivora, Mustelidae. Gene Ontology annotation, biological process: regulation of short-term neuronal synaptic plasticity; regulation of AMPA receptor activity. The record is from RefSeq and is a predicted model, not a curated record. Gene Ontology annotation, cellular component: postsynaptic membrane; postsynaptic density; dendritic spine membrane.